This is a messenger RNA of Mangifera indica (mango), 659 nucleotides long. RefSeq lists its product as uncharacterized. Lineage: Eukaryota; Viridiplantae; Streptophyta; Magnoliopsida; Sapindales; Anacardiaceae. The record is from RefSeq and is a predicted model, not a curated record. The transcript has 2 exons. The coding region runs from base 136 to 594 and encodes 152 amino acids. Gene Ontology annotation, molecular function: zinc ion binding; nucleic acid binding.
GGGACAGACUCUGUAAAAGAAUAUUCCACAAAGUUUAAUCAAUUGUCCCAGUAUGCCCCUGAGAUAGCUAGCACAGAAAUGGGGCGUAUGCAGAAGUUUGUGUACGGGCUGGAUCCAGAGAUAGCUUGAGACGUUAUGACCGGGGCGCAGCCACCCAGAACUUAUGCAGAGGCCCUUGAUAGAGCUUUGAGGGCAGAGGUUUUUGUUAGGAGGAGGUUUGGUCAGACUACAGGGCAAAAAGUUACACCUCCUUCUACCAUGCCAGCUCCCCCGGUGAGUAGUGGUUCAGCUUCAGUACAGAGAGGCCCUCCUCCAGAGCGAGACAGGAAAGGUAAACGACCUCUCCAGUUCAGAGGCAUGAAAAAGAACUGGAAGAGUGGAAAGAAACAAAGAGGACCUGAGAUACCAGCUUGCCAGAAAUGUGGGAAGCACCAUAGAGGAGAGUGUUUGACAGGUCAGGCAGUUUGUUUCAGAUGUCGUCAGCCUGGACAUAUUGCUCGUUUCUGCACAGCUGCCCCAGUGAGAGUAGAGCAGCAGCAGCCUAUAGGAGGAGCCACAGCCAGAGUUUAUAUGAUCACUCAGGGCCCAGCAUAGGCUAACCCAUCAGCAGUCACGGGUACAGGUGAUCGAGGUAGCUGCGAGGCAGGGUUAGGUCAGCG